AUGGGUUAUCAGUAUGUAAAGGAAUCAACAGCUAGACAGCCGAGUAAAGGCCCGACUCUCGCUGCCCUCACCUUUGCCUAUGAGGCCUAUUUCGACAUUUUCAAAGAAGGUGGCGGUCGAUACUGGGUUGAGAUAAACCGCAUUCAUGAUGCUCUGGGACCCAUCGUGCGUAUUAAUCCAUGGGAAGUACACAUCAGGGACCCGGAAUGGAGCGAAGCAUACAAGAUGAAGGCGAAAGCGUCCAAGCCGGCUUGGUUCUACCGGUCUCAAGGCCCACCAGGCACUGUCUUACAGGCUGGUCCCCACGAGCUCCAUCGCAUGCGUCGCGAAGCGUUGCUGCCUGUUUUCGCGACUCCUAUCGUCAUGUCUCGUGAAAAGGUAUACGAGGAGUUGGUGCACAAGUUGAUUAGUAGAUUCAGAGGCUUCAAGGGUACCGACGCUGUUGUGACUUUAGGAGAUGCAUUUCGCUGCCUAGCCAUCGAUGUGACGUGUACCACAAGUCUAGGCCGUGACUUUGGCUUCGUGGACGUCGGUGACUUCGAGAAUGAAAUGUUCAUGGUCGGACGGCCCUUCGGGCGUAUGAACAUGAUCACACGCCAAGUAGGUCAUUGGCUUUUCGAGGUAUUGCGGGCACCCGCACGCUGGGCCAAAGGUGUGGAGUCUGCAAGUCCUGGCACCAUACGCAUUCUGCAUUUUAGGAACAUGAUUAUGCAGGCCAUCACAGACGACUACUUCGCAGCAACUGCAACCGCGGGCGAAAAGAAGGCCGGCAUACGUGACGACAAGAUGACGGGGGAAGAAUCGCCAGCUGCAUUUACAAAUGCAGUUCAGCAUGUUCUGAACUCGAACCUGCCUCCAGAUGAGAAGACGAUGAGGCGUGUGAUAGAUGAGGUCUGGCUCAUCAUCAACGCGGGCAUCGAGACAGAAGGUGUUUUCAUGACCUUCGCGACAUUCAUGUUGCUGAAAUACCCGGAAAAGCUCGCUCGGCUCAGGGGAGAACUGGCAGAGUGUGAGAAGAGGCUCGGAAGGCUUCCCAGCUUUCAGGAGCUGCGCGAACUCCCGUAUCUGACUGGCGUUAUUCUGGAGGCGUUUCGACUGAAUCACCCCGUAUCGAGUCGUCUGCCCAGAUACGACCCUAACAACGACAUGAGGUACGGAGACACUGUCAUCCCAAGGGGCGUUCACGUCUCUAUUUCCUUGUAUGACAUCUACCUCAACCCGGACAUAUUUCCCAAUCCUCAAGCAUUCGAGCCGGAGCGUUGGCUUGACCAGGAUGACCGGAGGCGGUUGCGCAAGUACGUCAACAACUUCGGGCGCGGGCCACGCUCUUGCAUCGGGGUGGACGUGGCAAACAUGGAGAUUUACCUGACCCUGGGACGCCUGUUUGCUCCGUCGGCUGGCUUCGAUAUGGAGCUGCAUGAUACACUGUAUGAGCGCGACGUCGCCUUCUACUACGACUUUCGGGGCGUUCCCUAA
Diaporthe citri is the source of this 1476-nucleotide messenger RNA. RefSeq lists its product as uncharacterized. The coding region runs from base 1 to 1476 and encodes 491 amino acids. Lineage: Eukaryota; Fungi; Ascomycota; Sordariomycetes; Diaporthales; Diaporthaceae. The record is from RefSeq and is a predicted model, not a curated record. Gene Ontology annotation, molecular function: monooxygenase activity; iron ion binding; heme binding. The transcript is spliced from 6 exons.